AUGGCGGCGUCCGGCUCUCCGGGGCCAACUCCGAGUCCCGGCCCCGGGAGGACGCCCGCGGAGCCCGCCGCCGCCGCCAGCCCCUCGCGGCGGGAGCUGAGGAAUGGAAGUUACCUCAGUACGGUCCCGACUGCGAGGCUGUAGGCAGCGGGCAGAGCGGGAGGUCCCGGGCGGCCGAGCAGGUCCAGCGGCGGCGGCUACCGCAGUGCCCUCCGCCCCAUUGUUUCCCUUCCAAGAGGAUCCCGGCGAAGCCGAGCCCGGGAACCAGGAAGUUCCCCGGCGCGACACCUCCUGCCGCCGCUAUGGAAACGGCCCCCGCCUCCCAGGGCGGCUCGCCCGGGACCCCGCCUCCGCGUCGCCGGCCCCGCCCGCCUCACCGGCCGCCGCCAACCGUCACCACAGCGGCCGCGGCCGCCGCCAUCUUGGCGCGGCCCCUUCCCGGCGGCACGUGCGCGCCGCUCCCGCGCUCCCGCCGUGCGCGCUCCCGCCCGCCUCGGGGACGCGCGCCCAGGACUGCAGGUGCCGGGAGCCCCUCGGCGGGAGGCGGGCGCUGGAAGCUCGGGAGCCAAAGCGGGACUUCGAGGCACGCAAACGAGCGACAUUGGCGUGCCCAGCCGGCAGGUCAGAGGAUAGCACAGACGUAGGGAGGUCAGCUGAGUAGGGGGCGACAGGAUGGUCUGCGGAGCCAGCCUGGCUUUUUUUUUUUUUUUCAUUUCUGACUCAACUGCUUACCAGGUGUCAGCCCUUGGAGACGUUUCUCUGUGCCUCAGUUUCUUCAUCUGUAAAGUGGAAUGAUAAUAGGACCUGCUUCAUGGGGCUGUCCUGGAACAAGCGAGUGCUUGGUAGUAAGUGCAAAGCAAUCAUCUGCUCAAUAAAGUGCCAUUGCUACUGACACAGGUCACACUGCUGUCAUUUUUCAGGAACUUAGGCUAAGCGUUCACAUCAGCACUACUUUAAGUAGGCUACUGUGUAGAUCCCAUUGCUGCUUCAAGCUUCUCAAAUGUUCAUCACUGUCCCAUCUUUCUGUAGGUCAACUUUCCUUUUUUACAUCGUGGAAAUUGUCAAGAGUUUUAAUCUCCAAAGCCUCCCAUUAAGGGGUGCCAUAAAAAGAUGCAUGAUGUAAACUUCCCAAAGCUGUAAUUAGCUGACAGUUAAAUGAUUGAUUCAAUCGAAGCUAGAAAAGUUAGGGUGUGCAAGUAACUAAAAGGCUUCCUGUCCUUGAUUCCAGGAACUAGAAUUACCGAACCUGGCAACCCUGCACUGUGCCUUUUCUCUCUCUUUUCCAGCUGGUGAAAACUGACACGAAGAAACUGAAUGCUGUGCCCAGUUAUCUCACAGGAGGGGUGGAAGGAGGAGACAGGGUCACAGGCCCUUUGCUAGCACCCAAACUUUAAAAACUGUGACUUAGAUUAGGUUUUAGUUGGUCUCUAAGGCUCCUUCUAGCUCUCAAGUGUGGUAAUCUUAACGACAGGGAUACCCAGCAAUACAGUCUGAGAAAUUCAUCCUUAGGCAAUUUCGUCAUUGUGUGAACAUCAUAGAGUACAUUUACACAAACCAAGAUAGUAAAGCCUCCUACACACCUAGGCUAUAAGGUGUGACUUAUCGCUCCUGGGCUACAAACCUGUUCAGCAUGUGACUAUACUGAGUACUGUAGGCAAGUGCAACACAAUGGGAAGAAUUUGUGUAUUUCAGCAUAGACAAGGUAACACAUUGGGCUAUAAUGUUACGAUGGCUAUGACAUCACUAGGUCAUAGGAAUUGUUCAGCUCCAUUAUAACCUUGUGGGACCACCAUUGUAUGUGCAGUCCAUCGUUGAUCAAAACGUUGUUACCACGUGACUGUGUAUACUCUGUUUAAGAAAAUACAAAGGUAUACUUCCCUUUGGGGCUUCUUUCAUUCAUUUAAAGCGUGUUUGUAAAGACUAGUA
Molecule: messenger RNA, 1926 nt
Organism: Macaca mulatta (Rhesus monkey)
Lineage: Eukaryota; Metazoa; Chordata; Mammalia; Primates; Cercopithecidae
Gene: USP6NL-AS1
Product: USP6NL antisense RNA 1
Source: RefSeq, a predicted model, not a curated record